GCUCAGGAUAGCUCAGGAUUCUGCUCUGUGAGCUCUUCUGCUCCAAGUGAAUGAGAAACCAUUCACAGCACAACCACCACUGUGUUGCAAACAGUAGGCUGCGCUGCCGUGUAUGCAGUUUCAGCCAGCUUUCAGCCCCACCUCAAAAGCGCAGAGGCAGCAAGCAAGACGAAGCCGAGCGGAAUGAUUGUUGCAAGUCAAUCACCAGCGUCGUCAUCUAUCUAUCAAUAAGCGAAGUGCCUUGUGUAGUUGGUGAUAGUGAAGGCAUCGUCUUUCCUUGUCAUUCAGCGUUUUGCAGCCCUUGUGCAGUUUUCUUGUAUUUGCAGAGCCUGAGGCGACAACAGCCCAUUUUGUUCAUAACCCGUUCGCCCAAUUCAUAAAAAAUUUCAACACCAACAGCCGAAGAAAGCAUAACACAGCCCACCAUGGAAUCAGCAUCAUCAACAGUAGUCAACGAUCCGCAACAGGCCGUCAAGUCGAGUUCCAACACGGCUCCCACCUGUGUGCAAUCGUCCGAGGAAUUCUCCAUAUCGGCCGAACUGACAAACGCAUCGGUCGAGGAUGGUCCCGCCCUUCAACUGUCCAACAUGGCCAUUGUAGACGAACGCAAAGCCGUGGAAGAACCAUCCAUGAGUUUUGACGAUGACCCCACGCCGAGCAGCAAAGUGCGGUUUGCCGCGGAAAUCACCGUCAUCAAGGAAGAAGACAUCGCCGUGGAACGCCCGAAGAAAAAGAAGAACAAAAAGAAUAAACGACGAGCCAGUACCGGAGGCGUGGGUGGCUUUGCGGGUGCAUCGGACGACGACAGCGACUAUGAGCCUACAGCGGACGAUAUUUGGUGGAGUCAACAGGAUCUAGAGUCUGUCGAAUUGAAUGCCAUGUAUAUGGUCAAGGAGAGUCAACAGUACCAGGAAGAAGUCAUUUGCACAGUCCUCUACAACAAGGCAUUCCUGUCCGCGACCAAUCUCGCCAAGAGCAUUACCGAAGAGGAAGUCGACGAACGAAUGAAAGACGUCCAUGACCAUUCCAACACACUCGAAAAGUGGACCGAUGUAGGCAACUCACGUCGUGGAUUGGAAAACAUGAUUUCCGAAAAGGUCGUCGAAAACGCCGUGGCGUCGCGCUGUGCAGUCUUGUUAUUGCAACGGGAACUUCGCGAAGCAGCUUCUCUUACUGCCGAGUCUCUUGCCAAGUGCAGUCAAGAUGCGACUCGUAACGCUCGCAUCAUGGCGCGCAUGAUGGGACAAGCCGAUGCCGAUGCGUUGGCCAAAGCCAAUGCACAGGCCGCCGAAUCCAUUCGUCUCCCAGAACCACCGGGCCGAUACUCGGGAGACCACGAACGCACCAGUGAAGAUGGAGAACAACCGGUCAGUGGUCGAGCGGCUCGUCGCAGUAAGCGAGGAUCGAUUAUUGCGCCAUUGAAAAAGGCAGUGGGCAACGUCUUUCGAAGACAGGGAUCCAGGGAGGUCAACAUGAGGCGAAUAAGAAAAAUCCAAGAAAAGAGAAUGAAGGAAGAACAAGAGCAAGAGCAACCCAAGAGACCAUCCGAGGAAUUCCGACGGUCCUUUCUGGAUUCACUAGACUACGGCGAGCAAUAGAUAGGUGAACGCACCGAAUCAAUUGAAUCAUUAUAAAGAAUUAGUUAUACUAC
Molecule: messenger RNA, 1651 nt
Organism: Seminavis robusta
Lineage: Eukaryota; Bacillariophyta; Bacillariophyceae; Naviculales; Naviculaceae
Source: the annotation of a GenBank genome assembly